AUGCACCGUCAAGCAGCCAGUCACAACCAGCUUUCCAACUCCAUAUCCAAUCCCCCUUUUCUUAGCUUUUUGAUUACCCUAACCUCGAAAAUGGGAAGUCGAACUGAAUUGGACAUCGAAGCAAUGAAAACCACCAGUACUUUAGAGGAAAUGGGCAUCGACUCAAAUAAUAUUACAGAAAGCUUCAUUUCGCGUUGCAUUGCUGCUCAGUCGUUUGCGGACUACCUCACCGAAUCUGAUACUGAUAUCGAAAACUCAACUCUCCCUCCCAGUAGACGUUGGCUAUGGUAUUGCAAGCUUCCCGAUUGCCCAAAAUACUAUUCGGCCUGGACUUGCAAAACCAAUUUCCUUCUUCACCUCUACGAGACACCAAUUCAUCGCGAGGAUGGCAAUACAAAGACGCGCGAAGAUCGACGUACACUAGCAAGAAGCUGGAGGGAGGAAACUGCGUACGAUCUCAGUGAGCCAAAAAAAUCACCACCACAACAUGAUGAUUAUCAAAAUGGAAACAAAUGA
Messenger RNA from Aspergillus steynii IBT 23096, 516 nucleotides. RefSeq lists its product as uncharacterized. Lineage: Eukaryota; Fungi; Ascomycota; Eurotiomycetes; Eurotiales; Aspergillaceae. The transcript is spliced from 2 exons. The coding region runs from base 1 to 516 and encodes 171 amino acids. The record is from RefSeq and is a predicted model, not a curated record.